CUCCACAGCUCCUCCGGCAGAACGGACAUCCACAUUUUUCUAUCCGAUAAUUGAUGAUGAGUCUGUGCGUGCAGCUCUCUCUCUCUCUCUCCUCUCUCUCUCGUUCAAAACACAGAUCAGAAACCCAGAAUUUGGUCAGUUGAACGCGGACUGACCACCCUUUCUGGUUCUCUGGUUGGAACCCACUUGUUUCACUGAGCCACUGUACGACGAAGCCGAAAGGGUUGAAGAACGAGGCUCCGCCGCCGGAAACGGCACCGGCAAAGGAAGAAGCUGGCGGCACGGUGUCGGAGACAAAGGAGGCAACUUUUCUUGGCAAAGUAAGAGCAGAUGGGUAGCUUGGAGGACGAAAGAACAACAAUAGGAUGGGCUGCAACAGAACCUUCUGGGGUACUCUCUCCUUAUACUUACACUCUCAGGAACAUUGGUCCGGAAGAUGUUUUCAUCAAGGUGAUUUGUUGUGGAAUCUGCCAUUCUGAUAUUCAGCAGAUCAAGAAUGAUCUUGGCAUGUCCAAUUACCCCAUGGUUCCAGGGCAUAAAGUGGUUGGUGAAGUGAUAGAGGUGGGAUCCAAUGUGAGCAAGUGCAAGAUAGCAGACACAGUGGGAGUUGGAUGCAUCGUUGGAUGCUGCAGAAACUGUAGUCCUGGCAAAUCAGUCAAAGAGCAAUACUGCAACAAGAAGAUGUGGUCCUACAAUGAUAUCUACACAGAUGGUAAACCCACCCAAGGUGGCUUUGCUGGCUCCAUGGUCACUGAUCAAAAGUUUGGGGUGCACAUUCCAGAAGGGAUGGCAGUAGAACAGGCGGCGCCACUACUAUGCGCCGGGGUGACAAUGUACAGCCCAAUGGUGCACUUUGGGCUGAAAGAGAGUGGGCUGAGAGGAGGCAUAUUGGGCCUGGGUGGAAUGGCAUAAGCACAGGAGCGAGACUAGGCUGAGGUCCGGCAGGCGGCCAAGGCGAGGUUGCCGCCCGCCGGUGAAGCGAAAAAUACUAAGUUCUCAACCUUGCUCUGAUACCAUGUGAAAAAAUCAAUGUAUAAAGAGAAAUAGAGAGAGA
Camellia sinensis is the source of this 1054-nucleotide messenger RNA. The record is from RefSeq and is a predicted model, not a curated record. Lineage: Eukaryota; Viridiplantae; Streptophyta; Magnoliopsida; Ericales; Theaceae.